GGAGAAAUACCCAGAGCACUCGGUGAUUUAAGGGGGUUACAAGACUUGGAUCUUUCUCGAAAUCGCUUGUCCGGAUCAAUUCCAAAUUCUCUUUGCCAGCUUCGUCUAUUGAUCAAUUUGAACCUGUCUUCUAAUGAGUUGCAAGGCAAAGUCCCAACAUCUGCAGUGUUCCCUAAAUACCAGUGCAAUUUUUCUUGAUGGAAACGUUGAUCUAUGUGGUGGUGUUGCUGAUCUCAAGUUACAACCUUGCUCAGGAGUGAACCCCAAAAACAGGAAGUUACCUAAUAAAGUGCUAAAAAUAGCAGUUCCUCUAGGUGUCCUGGGAGUCUUAUGUUCGAUAUUUUUGGUUCUUUUCUGUGCAUUGAUGUCCAGAAGAAAAUCAAAGGGACAAAGUCUGACAUCAGUGCCAUCAAUGGAAGGACAGUUUGCCAGGCUUUCUUAUGCAGACCUGCUGAAAGCCACAAGUGGAUUCUCCAGGAACAAUUUGAUUGGUGUUGGCAGAUUUGGAUCGGUUUACAAAGGAUCUUUAGAGGAUGGAAUGGCAAUGGUUGCAGUAAAAGUUCUUGAUCUUGAUGUCAGAGGAGCUACAAAGACAUUCGUGGCGGAAUGCAAUGCGCUAAGAUGGAUGAGGCACAGGAAUCUUGUCAAGAUAAUAAGUGUUUGUCUAAGCCUAGAUUUUCAAGGCCAGGACUUCAAGGCGUUGGUGUAUGAGUAUAAGUCCAAUGGGAGUCUUGAGGAAUGGCUGCAUCACGAUCCAAUUGAACAAAGAGAAGAGGACAGAGGCCUUACCAUGAUUCAGAGACUGAAUAUUGCCAUCGACAUUGCAUGUGCACUUGAGUACCUACAUUUUGGCACUGAUUCAGUUGUCAUUCAUGGUGAUCUGAAACCGAGUAACAUUCUUUUGGAUGAUGACAUGACUGCCUGUGUUGGAGACUUUGGAUUAGCCACAGUUGUUCUGAGCAUAUCAAAAGAGCUUCUGACUAUGGAAAGCAAUUCAAGUGUCAUCAAGGGAACUAUUGGGUACAUCGCACCAGAAUACGGCAUGGGAGAGAUGGUUUCAACACAAGGGGAUGUAUACAGUUUUGGCAUUCUUCUACUGGAGAUGUUCACCAAGAUAAGACCAACUGAUGGAGCUUUCAACGGCCACUCCAGUCUUAGUAGUUUUGUUUCCAGUGCUUUACCAGACUCUAUGAUGGACAUUCUUGAUCCUGUUAGUGUUCAAGAAAAAAUCCGAGUGAGUGAUGUUCACAUGGCUAAGGAGACUUUGCUUUACAUACUGGAAAUUGGAGUAGCAUGUUCUAAUAAGUCUCCAAGGGAUCGAUUAGCAAUGACAAAUGUUGCAGCUGAGCUGAGGCAAAUAAGGAGCGGAUAUCUUGCUGAAAGGAUGAGUUAAAUGUAAGGGCAGCAUUUUGUGUUUCACUUACACAGUUAGUUGAAUAGGUGCGGUUGUAAAUUCAGUCUGCUAUAUGGAAAUAUACUGUAAUGAUUUCAGGCCUUAGAAACAGAAAGCUGCUGAUCAUGAAUUGGGCAAUCUCCAGGAAUAGCAGAAACAGAAAGCCAUAUCUUACUGUUACAGAAAAGCUAAUCCCUGUGCAAAUAGAUAUAUUGUAGGCAAAAGAUAUAUUAGAGGAAGUUUUCAAGGGAUAGAAUGACAAUGAAAAAUGCGGGUUGCAUUUAAAAUAAUUUUGAUAAAUGAGAGAUAUUGUACAUUACUGAAAACAAAAGACUAAACAAGACAAAGCAUUAACG
Messenger RNA from Andrographis paniculata, 1749 nucleotides. Its product is annotated as probable LRR receptor-like serine/threonine-protein kinase At3g47570. The record is from RefSeq and is a predicted model, not a curated record. Gene Ontology annotation, biological process: protein phosphorylation. NCBI's taxonomy places the organism in Eukaryota, Viridiplantae, Streptophyta, Magnoliopsida, Lamiales, Acanthaceae. Gene Ontology annotation, molecular function: protein kinase activity; ATP binding. Bases 134 to 1393 code for a protein of 419 amino acids. The transcript has 2 exons.